AGACUGGUCUCAAAGAAGAAAGCUAAGAGACCUGAAUGUCAAGGAUGGUAUGUUUUUGCUGUGAAUUAGCUCAGAUCUCUGGACUGUAAUGGGCUAGCUGUGUCUCUGUGGAUCGUACAGAAUGAUGGCAGAUCCAGGGAAAUUGCGCUUGCGGAGAUCUUUCAGUGAACAUAUCAGGGUCUCUACCAACAAAGCAUGGGAUGUGUUCUGGAAGAGUGCACGAGAAAAACGCUUAUCAGAAAUUGAGGCCAAGGAAGCCUGUGAGUGGCUGAAGGCUGCUGGUUUCCCUCAGUAUGCUCAGAUGUUUGAAGAUAUGCAGUUCCCUAUUGACAUCAAAACUGUGAGGAAAGAUCAUGAAUUUUUAGAUCAAGAUGCAAUGGAUUCCUUAUACAGGCGGUUAAAUACAUUGAAUAAAUGUGCAACAAUGAAAGUGGAAAUAAAUCGGCAAAGGAAGCGGAGUGAUGAAUCUGAAGAGGAUGAACCCUGUGCACUAAGUAACAAAUGGGCUUAUGAAAAGUGUUCUCAGAGAUGGUCUCGUCUUGAUAGUUUAGAAGGUUUUGGAGCUUCAGUUGCUGACAGUUUGAGGCUUAAGAGUAUUGGCACUGGGGACAUAGCCUUUUCUGACCACGGGGAGAGAAACGAUGAGUCUUCAGUUCACAGCACUAGCAGUGGUGAUAGUGAUUUAAUCAGCUUUCCAAAGACUUUUGAAGAAGUGGAGACUAGCAGGAGUUCGUCCACGUGUUCCUCAAAUAAAUGGACCUCUCCUGACUCUACCUUCAGUUGCUCUUCGUCUCCUGGUGAAACCUUGAAUAUAAUCAGUGAGGACAAGCUUUUGAAUAAACCAUCCAGCAAAAAGGGAAGGAGCUUCCUAAAGAAGAUAGAGAAGCUGCGCAUACAGAGCAGCAGUCUAAAGAGAGAACCCAAUUCAAAGACCAAACCCAUUAUCAGUGAGCCUGUUCUCUUAGAGGGAUUAACUGAAGAAAAGCUGAGAAACCUCAAUUGUGUGAAUAUUAAUGAUGUGUCCAACAGCCAGGUGAUUCCGUCCUCUUCUUACUCACCGCAGACCUGCAGUAGCAGCAGCCAGUCUGAAAACAGCAGCACUGUGAGCACCCCAAGCCCCAUUAUCAAAGCCAGAAGGCACAGUAACAGAGGAGGGACAUAUGCAGAGGGCUCCAAUGCUAGCAAGCUUUCGGUGUGGAACAGCCUCUCUGACCAUAACUUGAAAAAUGAGAUACAUUUGCAUGAAAACAAAGUAUUUCAAGUACCACAAGGCCACAAACCUGGGACAUUCCCCAAAGCACUGACUUGUAGCCUUUUGUCUCCGCUUGACAACACUGCUGUGAACUGGAGAACUGGGAGUUUUCAUGGCUGUCGGAGAAAUAGGGUUCACAUGGAUUCUCAAGACUCUGAAACACCACCUGGCUCUCUUUCAUUGAUAGAUAACAGACUGAGCAUAUAUGACAACGUACCUGGUAUUCCUGUCCAUAUUAACAAAAUGGAUGCACCAGAGACUGGAGAUGACGAUGUUUUUACAGAACUGGACAAUGUUAUGGAGCAUGUUAAUGGACUCAGGAAGUUGGUUAGUCAGUGGUCAGAAAAAUUCUCUGAUGAUGGGGACUGGGACUCUGCCAGUCACUCCAAUCAGUCCACCUCUCCGUGUCCAUCGUCCCCUAAGGUUAUCCAUCUUGAGAUUAAAAAGCAUUUAGAGGAGAAAUUGGCCCAACCAUCUGUCACUGAUGGGGAAGACAGCUGCAAGAGUACCAGUGAGCAUGGUCUUGCAGAACUGGCAUAUGUAACAGAGUCAAGGAUUGGAUUGACACCAGCACAUUCCAUCAGACCAGUGGGAAGAUGGUCUACUGAAGAAGGCAUGACUUUGGAAAAUCUUUCUGUACAGAUUGAUAGCCAGUCAGCAGCCCAACUAAACCGAAUACAGAAACUUGCUUUGUUAAAACUGACUUCUUUAAUGGACAGAUACACUCCUUCCAGCAAGCAGGGAUGGAACUGGACUGUUCCAAAAUUCAUUAGAAAAAUAAAAGCCCCUGAUUAUAAGGACAAAAAUGUAUUUGGAGUACCACUAUUGUUAAAUGUCCAGAGGACAAGUCAUCCACUUCCAAGGAGCAUACUCCAAGCCAUGGACUUCUUAAAAGACAAUUUUCUUGACCAGGUUGGCCUUUUCAGAAAAUCUGGUGUUAAAUCUAGGAUCCUCACCUUACGUGAAAUGAAUGAAAAUGAGCCACACAAUGUAACUUAUGAGGGACAGUCAGCAUUUGAUGUGGCAGAUAUGGUGAAACAGUAUUUCCGAGAUCUUCCAGAACCUAUAUUCACCAGCAAGCUCUGUGAAUCCUUCCUUCACAUCUACCAAUAUGUGCCAAAAGAUCAGCAAUUUUGUGCUGCCCAGGCUGCUACUAUUCUGCUUCCAGAUGAAAACCGUGAAGCUUUGAAAAUUCUGCUCUUCUUUCUCAGGGAUGUAGUAGCUUUUGUUGAAGAAAACCAAAUGACACCAACCAAUCUUGCUGUCUGCCUUGCACCAUCUUUGUUUCACCUUAAUACCCUGAGAAGAGAAAGUUCCUCAUCAUCCAGAUCCAGCCAAAGAAAACAUAGCACCGGGAGACCUGACCAGAGAGAUCUCAGUGAGAAUUUAGCUGCAACACAAGGCCUGGCUCACAUGAUAAUAGAGUGCCACAGACUCUUUCAGAUACCUGACUAUUGCUUUGAUGAGGCUGAUGAAGAUUUCCAUAAUCUAAACAUCUCAACUGAAACGAAUCAGAACAUCCUAAUAAACCAUUCUAGCACAGUGAUCUCCCUGGAACACUCCAUGCAGGAUUUGCUCCGAGAUGCCAAGGAGAAAUUCAAGAAUUGGGUUGUUUGUUCCAUCAUAGAAGGUGUAGACUCUGGUUAUAAAAAGGUGGAAGAUAACUCUUAUCUCCGUUUAUGGAGAGCCUCUGUUGAAAUCGAUGCCACCCCUAAAGCAGUUCUACACCGUGUUCUGAUGGAACAGCACUUGUGGGAUCCAAGUCUUCAGCAUUCAAAGAUUCUAGAGGUCUUGGAUGAUGAUACAGACAUCUACCAUUACACAACAGAGAGCAUGCCUCCACUUCCUCCCCGAGACCACGUGAUUCUAAGGACUUGGCGAACUGAUCCCCAAAGUGGGACUUGUGUGUUAGCAGCUACCUCAACAGACAGUCAAGGUGCUAAAGUGAACGGGAUCCUAGCUAAGGUCUUACUGUGUCAGUAUCUUAUAGAAACAGUUGGCUCCCAUAAAUCCAAAGUGACACACAUCUGUCGAAUAGAUAAAAGGGGCCAGACACUUGAAUGGUACAACAGGAAUUUUGGUCACAUUUGUUCUGCAGAACUAACGAGGAUUAAAGAGUCCUUUAAAACAUCACAGUGACUUUCUGGCUUUGGAAGAGAAGGCAAUGAAUGCCACCCAAAACCAUUUUUACCCUCCAGAAUCUGAGUUAGUUGAAUACCUUGUAUUUUGACCAGUUAAGAGUUCUACAUAUAACUUGAACGUUACUAGCAUUUUUUCUUCCCUUGAAGCAUGCUCUUAAACUGGUGAACACUAUGCACCAUUUUUAGAUAGUUUUAUAUAAAAGUUUUAUAUGAUGAACAGAUUACCUAUCAAAGUUAAAUUAUUUUAAAAACAUCUUAAUGUAUUCUAAAUAUAUUUUAAUUUGUAAAAUGUGGGACGUAUUUUUCAGAUGUUACAAUAAGUCGCUAAAGCUAGCUAGAAGCAAUCCAGCUGUUCAGCUGGUUUUAUGAUUUUAGCAUUAUCUGUUUGCAAUUAAUGACACUCGGACAGGCAGCCCUGCUGCACCAGUAUAAAGGUGAACGAAGAGUGGCUUUUACUGUCAAAAAGCUGUACACAAAAACUUAAAACUGUAUGUAGGAAUGUUUGAUCUAUUUUGUAAGCACAAUCCUGCCUCAAACUAAUGGCAAAAUGGGCACUUUAGUUCUUAAAGGUGAAUAUGAUUUUCCUUUGCUGGCUUGGUAGUUCUUAGUAGUGCUUAAAAUCAUAAGAGAACUGAGUGGUACAGUGGUGGUAGCUGCCAUACUACCUGAAGGCAACACUGUGUUGAUAUACCAUUUGAUUGUCAAUUAGAUUGCUUUAGUUUCUUAAUCAGUGUAGUACAAUAAUGGCAGCUUGUUCUAUUUGGUUUUAAUAAUUUGUAAUGUUAGGUAAAAUACUAAAAUGUUACGCAUCACUACAGCACUAAGCCUCUGUCUGCUAAACCAAACUCUGCUCUCUGCAGAUGUACCCACAAAAAAUGAAGAUUUCUGUAAGUUUUCAUUGACUUCAAUAUGACAUAGUUGCUGGGUAUUCUUUGGGGAAGGAACUAAUUUAGGUAGUUUCUCUGCACACGGCCUCAGAGCAUUCUGGUUACCAGAAGAUAGAGGUUAAAAACCCAGCAUGGGGGGUCUUUAUAUAGUGAGAGUUAAGCAUGUGAAUAAACAUUUUGUUGAGCAAACUCAGGUAGCACGCACACCAUUCAUACAGGGCAAAUCAACAGUGGCUGCUAAGCAUGUAACUGAUUUAAUGCCAAAGUUGCAGUUGUUAUACCUGCCCAAUCAUUAAUUUCAAUAUUGUUUGAACAGCAUGCUGAAUUCCGUCUUGAACUUUUUGUAUGUGUGCUACAGUUGCUUUGCAAACAAAAAGGGAAAUCAAAAAUUAAAUGACAAAUGUCACUUCACUUGAAGUUUUAGAAAGGGAAGUUUAAAUAUUACAAAUCAAAGCUCUGUAUGGGAAAAAGACCACCACCACAUCAAUAUGAACCAGUGGCUCUCCCAUUUUAAACAUUGUUUUGUUCUUAAACGUGUUUUGUUCUUAAAAUCUGUACCAUCCACUUGUAUUUGCAAAAACUUAUCUUCUGGUCAUGUAAAUAAAAAUGAGCUCAGACAAAACACCUAAUAAAGGUGAUGCAUUCAAGUGACUGUUUUAUAUUUAGUUGCAUAGGGAUAUUACUUUUUCCACUCGUUCUGCAAAAUUUAGUUUAGUGCUCUUGUGAAAACAGAGUAUGUAGCCAGAAGGAGAGAGGAUCUUCCCAAGAGGACAGUCUUCCUAUUCUUCUGUUGAGAUACAUCUACGUUUAAUGCCCCAGAGCUGCAUACCCCGCAUACCAAUUCCAUUUGGUUGGAGCAUUUUAUCAUUUUUUCUAAAUGAUCCCAGAGCAACUGACAGACAGAGAAAUUAAUAGAAUUGGCAUUUGUUUUUAUUUUUCCAAUACUGAAUCAUGACAGUUACAACAACUGAUGUAGGUAAAUUUGUAAAAAAAAAUCCCCAACACUAUUUUAAAAGGGCAGGGCAGUUACAUCUUCUGGACGGGCUUGAUCCCCAAGAUGUCGAAACAUUUGGCCAUAACUGCAGCUGUGGCCUCACACAAGAGCAUUCGCCACAUGUUUACAGUCACUAUUUUACCUAUGAGAGUGAGACAACAAAGUGGCAUAUGAUUAAGUUCAAGUCAUCAAUUCAGCAAGAAUGCAUAUCCAUAAAUCUGAAGUGAAAUUGGUCCUGCUAUAACGCUGACUUCACCCAUGGGCCUAGCACUAGCAACAACAUACUCUAUCUUGGAGAAGCAAUCACCCCCUAAAGAGAGAGAGAGUGUGUGUUUUCCUUUGGUAAGUGCAGCUGAAUUCUACCCAUCACUCCCUCCGACAUAACAUUCUGAGCAUUCUGCAAUCUUUCACAAGUUUGCAGACUACAAAAAGUGCUAGUAUACAAAAGUGCUAGUAUACAAAAGUGCUAGUAUACAAAAAAAGUGCUAGCAUGUAAACCCAAACGGUAUUCUAUUUCUAGUGAAUCUUACUGCCUCUACCCAUAUCUCAUCUCAUGCCUUUCUACCAACAGCAACUUACCAGUUUGUCUGUCCUUUUCCACACAAUAGCAAUUGUCAUAGAAUUCAGUAAAAGUCGUGGCUAGCUCAUACAGGUAAUCACAGAGGGUGUGCAGUAAGAGGUCAUCCAGGAUUUUUUGCAGAAUCUCAGGGAACCUCAAAAUGCAUUUGCCUAGCUUCCACUCUUUCUCAUGGUCUAGUAUUAUUUGUGUUGUUCUAGCUGACUUUUGCAGUGUGCCUUCAUCAAUACUGGCGAGCCGUGCUAUAGAUCUGCCAAAGAAACAAGCCUAGAGUUGCAUAUCAUACAGGUAUCCAAAGUUUUGUUCCCAAUGUUUCACACAUUUUAUAUACAGCAAGGAGGUCUUAGCAAUGUGUAUUUCUUAGCAAUGUGUAUUUUCUUUUUGUAGCCAUGUCACAGCUGAUUUAUGGUGACCCCAUGGGGUUUUCAAGGCAAGUGACAUUCAGGAGUAGUUUGCCAAUGACUGCUUCUAUGUGGGCUGAAAGAGUUCUGAGAGGACUCAAAUGUGGUAUACCCCAUAUAGUAUAUAAUGCCUGAAAAAGCCUUUAAAUUAGAAAAAUAUUCUUUUAAUGGCACAAAUGUAACCAGACAUAAGCUUGUAUCUUUAAUAAUGCCACUUGUGAAAAGAAAAAGCUGAAUUUCAGCACCACCCCUACCUAAUUCGAGUGAAGGCAUAAAGCAAAUAAGCAGCUGUAUUUCCCCGAUCAUCCAGCAUCUUAUCAAAAGAGAAGAUAUAAUCGUUGAUCCUAUUAUGGGAGAGAUCAGCAUACUUAAUACAGCCAAAGGCAACGGACGUCUGAGCUGCCUUCAGUUCCUCUGGGCUGAGAACCUUCAAGACAGAAGAAUGCACAUUAUAUUGCAACAAUGCUACAGAAAAAAAGCACAAGUAUCUGAAAAACUUUUAUGAAAAACAAGGUUUUGGACCAUUUUAAGGACUGAGUUGUUGAGGCAUACACUUUUUGUUGGGUAAAGAUCAUUUCAUCAAACGGCUACCAUGUGUCUGCAUGCCUACAGAAAAUAACUAAAAAUCAUCUGUGACAUUUUGGAGUACCAUCUACAGACAAGAGAAGAGGUGCAGUAUUCAUAGCAGCAGUAAGAAAGGGAAACAACUUCUUAGACAUACCAAGCAAACAGUGAGAGAAGAUUGCUCAUCUCGUACAAAAUUGUCAGACUGUACCUUUUGUCUUUUAUUGCCUUUUUAAAACACUGCUUACAUUUAUUUCUGUUAAGCCAAUGUAUUUAUGAUAUGGAAACUGGGGAUUUACUUCAUGUAGACUUGCAAAAGCUUAUGCCAGUGUGGUGUAGUGGUUAAGAGCAGCAGACUCUAAUCUGGAGAACUGGGUUUGAUUCCCCACUCCUUCACAUGAGCAGUAGAGUCUUUAAGGUUGCCAACCAUGUGUAGAAACAUUUUCUGGAUCUUUAAUAAAGGCUUAAUGGGACUGUU
Messenger RNA from Sphaerodactylus townsendi, 7294 nucleotides. Its product is annotated as rho GTPase-activating protein 7-like. The record is from RefSeq and is a predicted model, not a curated record. The transcript is spliced from 14 exons. Bases 122 to 3391 code for a protein of 1089 amino acids. Gene Ontology annotation, molecular function: GTPase activator activity; protein binding; lipid binding. Lineage: Eukaryota; Metazoa; Chordata; Lepidosauria; Squamata; Sphaerodactylidae. Gene Ontology annotation, biological process: signal transduction; regulation of Rho protein signal transduction; actin cytoskeleton organization.